GAUAAAGAAUUGCUCCAAUUCAAAUUAUGGCGACUGUGCUGCUCUCUAGCUUCAAAUUAUCGAAUUAUAAACUAAAUGCGCACUUUUCUAUUCUGUUGCCACUGUGCUCCAUGUGCUCUUGUUUGUUUGGAAUUAAAACUUUUUUCAAUAACAACAAAACAAUUAUUAUUAAAAUUGAUCACAUUAAAAGAAAGAAGUUAUAAAAAUGGUACAAUCAGAUGAUGAAAGUUCAGACAGUAGUAAUGAGUUUCUUGUCAAUCCUGACAGUUUAGACUUCAAUGAUUCAUUUUUCAAAAAUGUUGCAUCAACAUCAAAAACGCAGCAAAAAACUCCAAAGAAGUCAACCUCUGAUGAUGACACUUCUGACGAUGAUUUCGUAGAUGCAGACACCAAUGUUGACACAACAACUUUAUUCAGUGAGGUUAUGAAAAAUUUAGAAAAAUCAAAUGCCGCUAUGGCUACUUGUUUUGAACAGAUGCCAUCAAAUGUGUUGUCAAUGACAUCAAAAACCAAAGCUACAGACCUAAAAGAAAAAGAACACCAACCAUCAAUUGAUUUAAAAGAUGAAAUAAAUGAUUUAUUGUUAAAAGGAGAAAGUAGUUUAGGAUCUUCAGGUUUUGUCAAUAAUCUAGAUAAUCAUACAGAGCAACCGGCUUCUACUAACAAUGUUCCAUCAAAUGAAGACAUAACUAUCACUCUACCAGACACAAACAUGAUGUUCAAUUGUCGAAAAAAAGGUAAAGUUGAUCUCCAAGCUCAAUUAAUGAGACAUUUGAACAAAAAGCUACAAUCAAACCAGUUAUUAGUUCACAAAGUAGGACUUCUAUGUUGGCUUUCUCAUGGAUUUUACUUGAAUCAAAUCAUCAAUGAUCCAGAAAUCAUGGCAGUUACUUUAUCUUUAAUUCCUUCAAAGAUUUAUCCUAAAGGAAGAGCUGACAUAAAAUACGUGGAAGGUUUUACAAAUUGGUUUAAAAAGUGUAUUAAAGUUGAAUUUAAUAAAAAUAAUAAUCCAAUAACAAAAGACGUGUUGCUAGAAAGAUUGAAGCAACAAAAAACAACGAAUUAUCAAGAAUUGGUGUUAUUAUUCAUUGCUGCAUUGCGAGCUAUGGGACUUAAUUGUCGAUUAGUUAUAUCACUUUGUCCACCUGCUUUGAAACUACAGAGAGAUAAACUUUUUCAGGUCAAGAAAGAAGGUGAUGUAAAGCCGAUUAAGAAGAUUAAAAAAAUAACACGAAGGAAAAUCGAUAAUAAAAAGAAAACAGAAGAUAAUUUUGUAUUUCGGAAUAGCAGUACAGCUGAUAAUGUUGCUAAGGAUGAAGCUAAAAAGAGAGCUGUUGAAUUUCUAAGAUCAAAUUUUCAAGCACCAGAGAAGAAGAAGUUACCGAGAAAUGGUAAUAUUGUUGUUGAACCUGAUGAAGUAAAGAUAUCUCCAAAGCUAACUCGAUCAAAAGCUAGAAAUAUGGCUUUAAAAACUCCAGACCCGGUUGAAGUUGAAACCAAAAGCAAGUCAAAGGUGACGAGAUCAAAAGCUAAAGUUGUAGCGAAGAAAGAUGAAGUAAAAAGUGUAACAAAGAGGAAAAAGGUUGAUAAAAAGGAUGAAGAAGUAAAAAUAGAAACUGAUAAUGAAGAAAAAACUGUAUCAGAAUCGAUAAGUGAGAGUAAAUCGAGUUUGGAAGAUGAAAAUUCAAGUGAAGAUUCAGAUUCGAAGAAUUUUAAAAGAAAACGAAAGUUAAAUUUCCAAACAACAAGAAGCUCAUCAGAGAGUACUAGUAGGAAGGUGUUAUCCAGUGAUGAUGAAGAGGAGGACUUAAUAGACACUAGAGAUGCAAGACAUCUGUGGGUUGAAGUGUAUGUAGAGUCUGAAGAGAGCUGGAUCUCUGUUAGCGUACCUGAUAAUAAAGUCCAUUGUGUUGCUGAUAUUUAUAAAAAGGCUCCUAGACCUUUUUUGUACACAAUCGCCUGGAAUUCUGGGGGUUCAAUAAAAGAUGUGACCCGUAGAUAUGCUCCUCACUGGUUAACAGUCACCAGGAAGCAAAGGGUUGAUGAAACCUGGUGGAAAGAAACCUUAGUUCCAUGGCUAGAACCUAAAUCAGUAUUAUCCAAAGCAGAAGAUGAAAUGUUACUGCAAAUGGAAAUGGAGCAACCACUGCCUGAUGCUAUUGGAAAAUACAAAGGCCAUCCACUUUACGUCUUAGCUCGUCAUCUUCUUAAAUAUGAAGCUUUAUAUCCACCAGACUGUGUGCCAUUGGGAUAUUUAAAAAAUAAAGAACCUGUUUAUUCUCGGCAUUGUGUUCACACUCUUCGGAGUCGUGAGACUUGGCUGAGAGAAGCUAGAGUUGUUAAACCUAAACAAGAGCCUUAUAAGAUAGUGAAGUCGUUGAAGCUGGACAAAUUUACACAUCAAAUUGUCAGAGAGCCGUUAGAGCUCUUUGGAAAAUGGCAAACAGAUCCCUAUGAUCCUCCAGUAGCCAAGGAUGGUAUUGUCCCUCGUAAUGCUUAUGGUAAUGUUGAUUUAUUCCAACAAUGCAUGUUGCCCAAAGGAACAGUUCACAUCGAUCUUCCAGGUCUUGGUAGAAUUGCUAAGAAAUUGAACAUCGACUGCGCUGCAGCAGUCACUGGGUUCAAUUUCGGUUGUAGAAGAGCUAUGCCGAAGACAGAAGGUUAUAUUGUUUGCGAGGAGUAUGAAGAAACUCUGAGAGAAGCUUGGGAAGCUGAACAGGUUGCAGCUACUAAGAGAGCACGAGAGAAGAGGGAUAAAAAAAUUUGGGGAAGCUGGAGAAGACUUAUAAGAGGAUUGUUGAUAAAAGAAAAACUUGCAUUGAGGUAUAAUAUGAAGGAUGAGGAUGAUGAUUGUCUUGAUAAAGAUGACGAUAGAGAUGAUGAAGCUGAUAAGAAAGAUGAUGGUCAUAAGAGAAAGAAAAUAAAAAAAAAUUAAUUUAAGAUUUAUAAUUAAAAGUUAUUUUGUUAAUUAUGUUAUCAACAGUUUAGAAGGUAAUUUUUUUUUAAGAUACUCACAAAAAUAAUUUAUUUACAUAACUUUAUUAUUAAUUAUUAAUUUUCUAAAAUAUACAACAAUUAUUUGUUUUUUUACUAUCAGUCUAUAGAUUUUUCUAGUAUGUUGAAAAAUAUUCAUACACAUUUUGAAAUAUUUACUGUUCAUUUUUUUCAUGGGAAUAUUUAAUUUUGAAAAAUCCUGAUGUUAAAAUAAUUGGCAGAAAAUUAAUUCCUUCCUGUAUGAAUCUUUUAUACAUGUAUAUAAGAAAAUUAUAUAUAAAUUACCCUAGUCUUCAAUUUAACUAUAUAAAUUGCAAUGCAAAUUCGAAAAGAUUUAAUGAAUUUUUAUUGCAUUACAACGGUCGUCACGCUAUAGUAGCAACUUAUUACUAAUAAUAGAACAAUCAUCUGGAUUUUAUUGGAUGUCAAGGUUGCACAUGUGUCAUAUUAUGCAUUCAAAAUGCUUCAUAUGUGUAAAGAUAAAUAUUAUAAUAGACAGAAAAUCAAUCUAUACAUUCAUUUGUUAAAUUAUCAUUAGAUGUUAUAACACGAAGUAUUAUCUUGCAUGAUGAAAAGAAAUUUUGUGAAUUUCAAUUUCUUAUUUUUCUACAAAAAUUAAAAAAUUAUAAUUAAUAUAAUUAAAUUAUAAAUUAAAUCUUUUUUAUACUU
Chelonus insularis is the source of this 3663-nucleotide messenger RNA. RefSeq names its product DNA repair protein complementing XP-C cells homolog (gene Xpc). The transcript has 5 exons. Gene Ontology annotation, cellular component: cytoplasm; nucleus; nucleotide-excision repair factor 2 complex. NCBI's taxonomy places the organism in Eukaryota, Metazoa, Arthropoda, Insecta, Hymenoptera, Braconidae. The record is from RefSeq and is a predicted model, not a curated record. Gene Ontology annotation, biological process: mismatch repair; nucleotide-excision repair. Gene Ontology annotation, molecular function: single-stranded DNA binding; damaged DNA binding. Bases 206 to 2935 code for a protein of 909 amino acids.